Telopea speciosissima is the source of this 1652-nucleotide messenger RNA. Its product is annotated as serine/threonine-protein phosphatase PP1. The transcript is spliced from 4 exons. Lineage: Eukaryota; Viridiplantae; Streptophyta; Magnoliopsida; Proteales; Proteaceae. Gene Ontology annotation, cellular component: cytoplasm; nucleus. The record is from RefSeq and is a predicted model, not a curated record. The coding region runs from base 267 to 1214 and encodes 315 amino acids. Gene Ontology annotation, molecular function: protein serine/threonine phosphatase activity.
AUUGACAUUAUUUCUGUUCGCGAUUUCGCGCCUUCUGGUUCUCUCUCCCUCUGCAGAGGGAGAAUUCGAAAUAAAUAGUAGAUAGGGAGCUCUUUAAGUUUCUCUCUCUCUCUCUUUUACUUUAUUUUUUUCAAAUAGAAGGCGUAGAAAGGGUUUCGUUUUUCUUUUAUCCCUAAAAAUUAUUUCCGGGGGGUUUUCGGAUUCUAGGGUUUCUGCCGCGCUCUGGUGAUUGAAAUUUAGGGUUUGAACUUUGAAGGAGGAGAUCUAUGGCCUUACAAGGGCAGGGAAUCGACCCUGCCGUUCUCGAUGAUAUCAUUAAUCGUCUUUUAGAGGUCCGAUCUGCCAGACCUGGAAAGCAGGUUCAGCUCUCAGAGGCCGAGAUCCGCCAGCUUUGUGCUGCUUCCAGAGAAAUAUUCCUCAUUCAACCUAAUCUGUUAGAGCUUGAAGCUCCGAUUAAGAUAUGUGGUGACAUCCAUGGCCAAUAUGGUGACCUUUUAAGGCUUUUUGAGUAUGGAGGUUUACCUCCACAAGCCAAUUAUUUAUUCUUAGGUGAUUAUGUAGAUCGUGGGAAGCAGAGUUUGGAAACCAUAUGCCUCUUGCUUGCUUAUAAGAUUAAAUACCCUGAGAACUUCUUUCUUUUAAGGGGAAAUCAUGAGUGCGCUUCUAUUAAUAGGAUAUAUGGAUUUUAUGAUGAAUGUAAGCGACGGUUUAAUGUGAGACUUUGGAAAGCCUUUACAGAUUGUUUUAACUGCCUUCCUGUAGCGGCUCUUAUAGAUGACAAGAUAUUGUGCAUGCAUGGUGGCCUUUCCCCUGAACUCACAAACUUGGACCAAAUAAAAAACUUAACAAGGCCAACUGAUGUUCCAGACACUGGUUUGCUCUGUGAUUUACUCUGGUCUGAUCCAGGCAGAGAGGUUAAAGGCUGGGGAAUGAAUGACAGAGGAGUUUCAUACACUUUUGGCCCUGAUAAAGUGGCAGAAUUUUUAAUGAAGCAUGAUCUAGACCUUGUCUGUCGUGCCCAUCAGGUUGUGGAGGAUGGUUAUGAAUUCUUUGCUGAUAGGCAACUUGUUACAAUAUUCUCAGCCCCAAAUUACUGUGGUGAAUUUGAUAAUGCUGGUGCAAUGAUGAGUGUUGAUGAUAGUUUAAUGUGCUCCUUCCAAAUUUUAAAGCCCGCCGAGAGGAAGGCAAAAUUCAUGAUGUCGACAAAGAUAUGAUUUAAUUUCUGCAGUCUCAACACUUCCUGGCAUUGCAAAGCUAGUGUUUCUCCUCUACAACCUGGGGCAACCUGGUGAAGAUUUGAGUAUUCAGCUUUCAUCGAAGUUUUGGAAAUACGAAUAUGGUAUGUCGGUGGUGUUGCCCAUCUAACAGGUAUUAGUAGUUUUGUGGAAUUAUUAUUGUAGGGGAGUUUGAAGAAUUAUGGGUCUGAAGGUAACUGUUGUGUGGCACGGCAAAAGCCAUGUAUUUCUUUUCUUUUGCCUUUUCCUUUUUUAUGGAAACUGUGGUACCCAUGUACACAAGUUCUGGUCAUGCUGAUCUUGUUCGAGGUUGUGGAUGCCAAAAGAUGGUUGUGUCCACUCACUGAAGCAGUCUCUUUCCAUUGAUUGAACUCAAAUGACAGCCACCCUUUUGAAGAAUACUCAGUUUGCUGGAUC